Messenger RNA from Mycotypha africana, 1404 nucleotides. Its product is annotated as mitochondrial carrier domain-containing protein. The transcript is spliced from 3 exons. Lineage: Eukaryota; Fungi; Mucoromycota; Mucoromycetes; Mucorales; Mycotyphaceae. The coding region runs from base 346 to 1383 and encodes 345 amino acids. The record is from RefSeq and is a predicted model, not a curated record. Gene Ontology annotation, biological process: mitochondrial fission; mitochondrial membrane fission. Gene Ontology annotation, cellular component: mitochondrial outer membrane.
GUGAGCAAAGAUUAAUAUUGACUCUUCAGGUCAUGCUGUUCCCCUCAAUUGCGCCAAGAUUGUCGUCAAAAACCCCGACCUUUUUUUUUCUAAUGAUUGAUUUUCAUAUUUUAUACUUUGUAGAGAGACUCAUGUAAAAAAAGCAGGAAGAUCAUUCACCAACUUCAUCACACACAGCCUCUACAUUUGUAGUAGAACAUUAUGACAAUAAAGAAUUAUCUUAGUCAACUAAGUCUUGGGAGCACUAUAGAAACUAGAGAGCAAGUAGAGAGUCGAAGGGAAGAAGAACGAGAGCAUACAUAAUGCUCCCUCAGAACGUAAAGGUACAAUUGAUUGUCAUCAUAUAUGGUGGGCGUAGUGCUUGCAAUAGGUACUAUGGUAGCUAACUAUUCGUUAUGUUUCCCCAUUGUUGCUGCUCGACAUCGUUUGCAAGCUUUAUCUACUCUCUAUAGUUAUCGUCGAGAUACACCUAUUUAUGGUGCAAACAUGUUAUACUAUACUUACAAAGCUGGCAGCAUACGGAAACUCUAUCCGGGUUUUGGUCUUGGUCUUCUCGGACAGACCAUCAGCGCCUGUUACGAAUCAGGCAUCAAUAAUAUCGUUCACAGUACUUUUAAGAAAAAGAAAGGAGUAACAGCCACUGUCGGUACUUGUUUGAAAAAAGGUUUGGGCCUGUUGAUUAACAUCCCACUGUACCCAUUGUUUCGUAACGCUUUGGUUCUGCGAGUGCAAUCCGAUUCAGCAGCUACCCGUAUCGCUAUUCAUAAUGUACAGGAAUUCCUACAAUUAUAUAAGAAAUAUCUGUAUAGUUUUUCACCAAAGUCGAACUCUUUUGGAAUUACUAUGUCUGCCUUCAUACCAUCUUGUAUUACGAAUGUACUUACCGAGAAAAUGAUUAUGUACAUCUAUCGACGUAUUUCAAAGUAUUUGUCAUCUCAGUCGAAGCUUAACAAUAUGGAUGCAAACAGUUCAACAACGAAAAAGAAGAGAGAGGCAACGGUUUUACAUACGUUCUACCCAGAAAUAGGGUGUGGAAUUAUUAGUAGCGUUAUCACUCGAGCAUUGAGCUAUCCUAUCGAUACAGUUAUUUUCAAACUGAUGAUACAAGACAGCGGUAUAUUGAGGACAGAAACAAAAUAUCAGGGAUUCUUCAAUUGUAUAAAGCGCACAUGGUCUGAAGAAGGCGGAUGGAAAGCAUUUUAUCCAGGAUGGGGAGUAUUUAUACUGGAGGUUGGAAUGAGUUACUUUGUACUAGAGACAGCCUGGUGCGCGUAUAGAUUAGCCCAGUGGAGCCUACAAACAGUGAACAACUCUAAUGACAGCAAGGCUAUAAGAAAAGCUAGAAAAUUGAGAGAAAGGCUGCUUUCUCAAAGAGGACACUAAACGAAGUAACUAAACGGAUUA